GACGGCGGGGCUCAGCCUUGGGCGCUGGGCGGGCGGCGUGGGGGCGGGCGGAGCGGGCGCCGGCCAGGGCGGCCGCCGGCCAGUGCGCGCCUGCCCCGGUCCGACACUCGACGUCGGCUCGUCCACGAAUACACACUAUAAACGACCAGUUAUCUAUCGACCACGAGCACGACAUAAACCAUCAAAAUGUUUAAAAAUCAUUUAGAAAUGAUUGGCAGAAAUGAGACGGCAUCGAAGAAAGCCAGAUUUUGGCAAUCCUUCGUCCGAUCUCUUAAAGGAUCGGAAGACAUCAGAGCUGAGGAGAGGUACAGGCCCACACGCCGCAGCGUGUUCCCCGAGCUGACCUACCCGUACACCAAGUCCAUAUACGACGACCCCGUCGCUGCCGCCGAGCGCAUCAACGUGCCUGGCUACCGCUACCUGCCGGUCCAUCGCGACGUGUAUGGCUACUCUCCUCGCGCCAUCUACGCGCACAACUACCCCCGCUCCCUCGACCGAUACAGGCCAGUGUACCAUGUGCCGAGGCGCAUCCGACGAGGCGUCGAUCCCUUCGACGCGCACAAGGCGUGGCAGGACCAUCUUGACCGGCUGGCCGCCAUCGACCGCCUGUACCCCUCCCGCUACGGUCUCUACCUCAAGGACCGGGCAUACCCCAUCACCGACCUGAGCGCCCCCCUCGUCGACCACCUGUCGCCCAGGAGCCUGAAAGGAAUUGAAUAUGAACCCGACAACAAGCCUCACUGGGGAUCAGGAGCGAGCCCGGAGCGGAUAUCGGACGCGUUCAAAAGGGAUCCCUUUUUCGCUGAAGCCGAAAAAUGGACGGAUUUUGAUCGCUCGCUCCGAGGGAUGUCACCCACACCCGUGAAGCCAAGGAUCAGCCCCCCGAGGGACUGCGAAGUCGCUUACGACGCCGACGGUGCCCCGCUGUACACCGCCGGUGGAAUGCGCCGCCGGCCGUGGGCGGACAUUUUCAACCCGAGCCCCUCCCUGCCGAUCCAGGCGAUCACGAGGGACCCCUUCUGGUACGACUGGCCGGAGCUGAAGCCCCUCGCGCGGUGGGACCGCAGCCCUUCCUACAUCCGGGACUCGUAUCUGUCGCCAGUGAAACGCACCUUCCUCUGGGACAAACACCCCGUCAGGCCGCUAGAUUUAAUGGUCGCUGACGCACUCACCGUGGGUGACCUAAGCAGCACUAUGCCCUUCAUGCAUAGUCUAUAAAGUACAAUCAGCUGCUGCUUACUAAGGAGCUAACCAUCGAACCUUCUACUUUAAGAAUAUACCUAUGAGUACAUUAUACAAUUUUUAUAAUAAACUAUCUACAUAAUAAUCGAUGAUUCAUGCGUUGACUAUGUUAUCGAAAAUAUGACAACAUAAGUAAUUAAGUAAUAUUCAUGGACGCAUUGCAAUACUACAUUUUUAGUAUUGAUAACUAAAUAUUUACUUAAUUAAAGAUCUCAAAGACUGCUAUAACAUAGUCACUGCCGCGGAAAUAAAAAUAUUUGUUACACAAAUCUUGUUUUUAUUAUAAAUUAUAUUUUUAUGUAUUUCAAAACUAAAAAAAGCUAAAUAAACACUAAAAUACAAUAAA
Messenger RNA from Cydia strobilella, 1588 nucleotides. RefSeq lists its product as uncharacterized. Lineage: Eukaryota; Metazoa; Arthropoda; Insecta; Lepidoptera; Tortricidae. The record is from RefSeq and is a predicted model, not a curated record. The coding region runs from base 187 to 1218 and encodes 343 amino acids. The transcript has 8 exons.